This is a messenger RNA of Malassezia restricta, 843 nucleotides long. RefSeq names its product solute carrier family 31 (copper transporter), member 1. The record is from RefSeq and is a predicted model, not a curated record. The transcript has a single exon. Gene Ontology annotation, biological process: copper ion transmembrane transport. Gene Ontology annotation, molecular function: copper ion transmembrane transporter activity. NCBI's taxonomy places the organism in Eukaryota, Fungi, Basidiomycota, Malasseziomycetes, Malasseziales, Malasseziaceae. Gene Ontology annotation, cellular component: membrane. The coding region runs from base 1 to 843 and encodes 280 amino acids.
AUGGCGACAGCAUUCACAGGAGCUCGGCCAUCCGAUUUAUUUGGCCGUGCAGAUAGUAUGGGAGAUAUGGGUGACAUGCCAGGUAUGGAUGGUAUGGGAGAUAUGGGCGAUAUGCCAGGGAUGGAUGGCAUGGAUCAUGGAAGCCACUCCGGCGGGGGUCACGACAUGGGCGGCAUGGACAUGGGUCAUGGCCCUGGAUGCAAAUUGAGCAUGCUCGGUAAUUGGAACACGAUCGGCACUUGCAUUCUAACAUCUUCGUGGUACAAUGACACGCAUGCAAAGUUUGCCGGUACGUGCAUCGGUGUUGCCUGCUGGGUCAUUCUGACCGAGAUUGUGCGUCGUUGGUCUCGUGAGUUUGAUCGCUAUAUCAUUGCCAAGGCCACGCGCAAUAUAGUGGAAAGCCAAAGCACGCCUACGGAUCGCUGGAUCACUGAAAAAUAUAAAGAAGAUUUUGAUGCAGAGGACCACCGCGCCGAGGUGGACCGUCAAGGCCCAGGCACGUUCCCCAGCAAUGUUCUGACCUCCUUCUUUCAUCCGCCAGGGCGUCUCUCAGCCCGUGGUAUCCCGAUUCACCCGACGCUCGUGCAGCAGCUUGUGCGAGCGCUGUUCUACGCUGUCCAAUUUACGAGUGCCUACUUGCUCAUGCUCAUUUCUAUGUCAUACAAUGGCUACAUUCUUUUAUCCAUGAUGCUCGGGGCCCUGGUCGGUCAUUUUGUCUCAUCAUGGGACACCUUGGGCUAUUUGAGUCCAAGUAUACUGAAGAAGGGCGGUAAAAGUACGCAAAGCUACGCUGCGGUGGGGCCGGCAGACAACCAGGAAGACGUGUUUAUGUACAUGGCAUGA